AUGACGCGCACUCCCACACCCGACACUAUGGAGCCCAAGGUCAAGACCGAAGCAGAAGUGGAGGAGGAAGCGAACACCGAAAGCCCAAUCCCGCAGCCCGCUUCCACUUCUGCUCCUGCUGCUACUUCCAUGCUGCCUUCGCGCAUGUUCAUCAUUACCAUCCACCCGAACGGAACCAACAGCCUGUCUUCGAUCCUUGACCUCCCUAACCAGCCGUCCACCAUGGCCAUAGACAACCUCUUGAGUGGUGCAUUCGAAACUUGUUUUGAAAGUUCCCGACCAACAAAUCGCCGACGCCUGAUUUCGAACACUCAGAAGGCCAUCCACCGCAACCUCGUAGACGCCGAUUAUGCUUGGGCCCAUGCAUUCCGUCAAGGCAAGGUUCUCUGCGCCAACAUCUGCGCCCCUUGGCUCAUCAACCCAACUGUUCUGAACCUCUAUCCAGCGCCAAGUCACGUCAUGGCCCAGGGGGAAAUGUUCAAGGCACGAGUUCCUGCGUCUUAUGCUUCUUCCGCACUAGACGGCCUCUUCAACUACACCAACAUGAACCUCUCCAUGUUUCCCGAUGAGUACGUACGCACCUGGGGCAUGACGUUUGUUAUCGUCCACCCGGUUGUCCUUUUCCCACUCAUCUACCGCGCACUCAGGUACUCCCUUCUCCCUGACAUCCAACACUCCUGCGCGCUGCACAUGACAUACCAUUGGACGGUCACGCUGUACAAAUGGGCCCAGGCCGAUAGUGCAGCACCCGAACCGAUCAUAAUAGACGCCGACGCCCUCAUCGAGAUCCCAGGGCACCUGGCCUCCAUGUUCUGCCAGCAGACCGGACUGCAUCUUGAUCUCGGCCUUGUACGAUUUGAGGAUGCGAAGGCGCACCGCGAAGCUCGCCUUUGGAAUGACAAGGACUACAGAGAUCGUUUCAUCCGCUUGACCGCCGAGGGCCGUUCGACUCUGGACGCCGUCAUCGAGCUGGCCAAGCCGGGCUGGGUGGCUGAUUUUGGUACUGUUGCUGCUGAAGUCAUUGGAGAUGCUGUCGGGGCCGCGCAGGACGACUAUAUGUAUUUGUAUGACAGGAGGCUGCAGUGA
Messenger RNA from Aspergillus calidoustus, 1086 nucleotides. The record is from the annotation of a GenBank genome assembly. Lineage: Eukaryota; Fungi; Ascomycota; Eurotiomycetes; Eurotiales; Aspergillaceae.